This is a messenger RNA of Amaranthus tricolor (Joseph's coat), 1782 nucleotides long. RefSeq names its product protein CANDIDATE G-PROTEIN COUPLED RECEPTOR 7-like. Gene Ontology annotation, cellular component: Golgi apparatus; membrane. The record is from RefSeq and is a predicted model, not a curated record. Gene Ontology annotation, biological process: transport. The transcript has a single exon. NCBI's taxonomy places the organism in Eukaryota, Viridiplantae, Streptophyta, Magnoliopsida, Caryophyllales, Amaranthaceae. The coding region runs from base 59 to 1411 and encodes 450 amino acids.
UAAAAGUCUAAACCAAAAAAAAAAUCCUCCAUUAACGAACCUUAAUCAUCUCCCAACAAUGGCGAUUACCCCCUCUUCCUUUCUCCCUCAAAUCCUCCUUCCCUUCCUUAUUUGUUCUCUCCUUCUCCCUCAAAUCCUAUCGGAAAUUCAUUUCACACAAAUCCGCUCCAAUUCCCAUCCCAUAAUCCCAUUCGACGAAUUCGGGUUCACACAUUCCGGAUUCCUUAACCUCAACGUUACUCUCCUCUCUCUCCGUCUCCAUAACCUCCAAUCCUCUCCCAUUAAUAACCCUAAUGAUCUUUCUCUCCUCGGAUUCUUCCUCUGUACCCGCGAUUCAUGGUCUCACGUCAUCAAUCAACUCGACCAAAACGACAUCGUUUGUCCCCUUCAAUCAGACCUAAUCAAACCCGUUUUCACAUUUGAUCGUCUCAAUAAUGGCGGUCUUACUCAUUUCAAUCUCUCUAUUCAAAUUACAAACCCUAAUUUAUAUGCCCUCGUUUUCUCAAAUUGUAUCCCUAAUCUUCAAAUCUCCAUGGAUGUUCUUUCGUCAAUGUAUAAUUUGAACCCCAAAACCAACUCCAAAUCUUAUCUUUCUAUCGGUAACUCUAAUCUACCUUCAAUUUAUUUCAUUUUUGCCCUAAUUUGCGUAACCUUAAUUGUCAUCUGGGUAAUUACUCUAUUAUCAAAACGAACCAAAAUUUUUCAAAUUCAUUUCUUCAUGCUUGCUGUUCUUAUAUUAAAAGCAUUGAAUUUACUAUCAGAAGCUGAAGAUAAAUCCUUCAUCAAAAGAACAGGAACUGCCCAUGGAUGGGAUGUUUUGUUCUACAUUUUCAGCUUCCUAAAGGGGAUUUCAUUGUUUACUUUGAUUGUUCUAAUUGGAACUGGUUGGUCUUUUUUAAAAACCUAUUUACAAGAUAAAGAAAAGAAGGUUUUGAUGAUUGUGAUCCCACUUCAAGUAAUUGCAAAUGUUGCUCAAGUUGUGAUUGAUGAAACAGGGCCUUAUGGUGUUGAUUCAUAUACAUGGAAGCAAGUGUUUUUGCUUGUUGAUAUUGUUUGUUGUUGUUCUGUGUUGUUUCCCAUUGUAUGGUCUAUUGAGAAGCUUAGGGCAGCUGAUAAGAGUGAUGGUAAGGCUAAGGUGAAUUUGAUGAAAUUGACAUUGUUUAAGCAUUACUAUGUUGUGGUAAUUUGUUACAUAUAUUUCACUAGAGUGAUUGUUUAUGGAUUGGAGACGAUCACGAGUUAUCGAUUCGAAUGGACUAGUGUUGUUGCUGGUGAAUUGGGGACUGUUUUGUUUUAUGUUUUUACGGGGUAUACUUUUAGGCCGAAACCAUGUAAUUCGUAUUUUGUGAUUGAUGAUGAGGAAGAAGAAGCUGCUCUUGAAAUGUUGAGGAUGGAUGGAGGGAAAUCUUAGACAGUGUCAUUUGAUUCGCUAAACAAAAUGAAAUAUGAUCAUUCUCCUAAACUGCAAAUUAGCUAAUGAAUUAUGUAACAAUAUCUUAGAUCAUUCUCCUAUUGGUAAUGAUUUUGAAUUCAGAUGCUCGAUCUUGAUCUCAUUUGUUGAGCUCCCUAGCAUAGCAAUCAACCAACUUGUUGGCACUAAUGUCUUGUUUUAACUAUACAUAUAUGUAUGUUUGUUUAGUAAGCUAGAUUAACAUAAGUUAUUGUAGGAAUUUGAUAGAAUAUACUUCUAUCUAUUCUAUACUCUAAUACUUCUAUGAUGAGACUUAUAAUUCUUUCAUUCUUUUAUAAUUGUGGUGUUUUUUCUUGUUAGUUGUAACCUUG